CGUUUAAGUAAACAUUGCCUAGUAUAUUUUUGCACUCACACAGAUUUUUCUGUUGGGAUAAAAAAAACUUUACUUGUAAAAUGGCUGUGAUCGGCCGAUGCGAAAGCGGAUUUCUAAUCGAUCACAAGAAGAGUAUUACUGAAUCAGUUUCUCCGUUGUUGUUGUCGUGUAAAGAAACUUUAUUUGCACUUUACGAGCCCUACUUUCGAUCUUCGACUGAAAACAGCUGCGAGCAAAAUGGUACCAGAAAGAGAAAGCGAAAGAAAUCUGCUCAAGUUUGUCGAACUGACGAGGAAUCAGAGGCUGCUCUUCAACAUCGCAAGAUACGAGACACAAUUGCAGCAGGAGUAGAGAGGCUUGUUCAGAUUGGAGUGGAUAAAAAUUAUUUUCUCUCCGGAAGCGAGCAUGUUCGACAAAAUACUGCAAUUUCAGCUAUGCCAGAGGACAGGAAGGACUUUGCUGGAUUAUUGGCUGAUGUGUCAAGUUGUACCAGAUUGGAAUCCAAACAUUUUUUGGAACCUCUUAUUAUUAAAGGUGAAAAUAUUGCUGUUAGUGAAAGAGAUUUAUUGGACCAAAUGAUUUCUUACCCAUGCGAUAAUCCAGCAGAGCUAAAUAUCUCUGGAGACAAGUACAUUUUACCUGCUAAUUGUAGCUUCUUGAUGUCGAAUGCAAGUAACUUAAAACCUCUUAUUAAUCAUGCCCAGCAUAAUGGACUUUAUAACUUGUUAGUGUUGGAUCCCCCCUGGUUCAACAAGUCUGCAAAACGUGGAUCAAAGUAUUCCUUCAUGUCAUUGUGGCAGAUUAAAUCUCUCCCAGUCCCUGAUCUUCUUGCUCCUGGAGCUUUGGUGGGGAUCUGGGUUACCAAUAAACAGAAGUACUUGAGGUUUACAAAGACAGAGCUCUUUCCUCAUUGGUCAGUUGAGCUAGUGGCAGAGUGGUAUUGGGUCAAGGUUACAAGGAAAGGAGAAUUGGUGACUGAUCUAGAUUCACCACAUAAAAAACCUUAUGAGCCACUGUUGCUAGGACGAUUCAUAGCAAAGAAGGAUGCUCCAGGGAUGUUUGGUUUAAGUGUAAGCAAAAGCAAUGAACCUGCUAAGGAGAGGUCAAAAUUUACUCCUCAUGAAAAUAAAUCAAAUGUUUUAUCACUGCGACAGAAAAGAAAAAAGAUGAAUGAAUGUGAUGAUGAUGAUGAUGAGGUUAGCAUGACAUGUUACAUCAGUGACAAAAAUGUAGCUACUACAAUGCCGCAGGAGCGGACAUCAUUAUCAUCCUUAAAACCAACAACUGGUUUAAACUGUGCAGCAUGCAGUGAUCAUGAAUAUGAACAUCUAGAUAAUUUCCUCCAAACUGUGCCACUUCAGAGUCCAAGAAAUGACUUUCUAAGUUGCUGUGAACGAUAUCAUAAAAAUAAAGUGGAUCUUUCAGAUGACAUGGAAAGUUUGAGUGACGUUGUCAUGCAAAAAGAACAUGAUGAACAAGACGUUCUGGAACUGUAUGAGAGCAAAUGUCUUAGAGUCACUGCCACAGAUUUGAAAAUUGCAGAAAAUGUUCAACACACUGAUUCUAUUAUGAACAGUACUAGUAAACACUCAGAGUUAUUACAAAGGGAUACGAGAUCAAAAGAUUGUCAAUUGUUACCACAUCAGCAAAUCAUCUGUAGCGUCCCCUGCAAGAUCCACUCCAGGAAGCCUCCAUUGAAUGAAGUUCUCUCCCAAUAUGUUCCUCACAAUUCACUAUGCCUUGAGAUGUUUGCCCGAAAUCUCACACCACACUGGACCAGCUGGGGAAAUGAGGUGUUGAGGUUCCAGGGUAUGCAAUAUUUUGACCAUUUGCCACCCAAGCAAGAAACCAAUGAAAAUGCUACCUAACUACGAAAUAGUUCUGAGAUUUCUUUUACCAUACAUUCAUGUAUCCCUUUGGAUACAUAAAUGUAUGGUAAAAGAAGAAAAAGGAUUUUAAAGCUUUUUAAAUAAAGUAUUUGUUCAAGAUAAA
This is a messenger RNA of Orbicella faveolata, 1992 nucleotides long. RefSeq names its product N(6)-adenine-specific methyltransferase METTL4-like. Gene Ontology annotation, molecular function: methyltransferase activity. The record is from RefSeq and is a predicted model, not a curated record. Lineage: Eukaryota; Metazoa; Cnidaria; Anthozoa; Scleractinia; Merulinidae. Gene Ontology annotation, cellular component: nucleus.